CGACCCGUAGAGUUGUUCUCUCCUCUGUGACACACUCAUCCUCUCAGCAUUCACCAUGUCUUUUGAUUUGGACGCAUUCUGCACUGGCCUGACAGCCGCGUCGAGCUCUUCUGAGCAGGCUGUGUGCGCUCUGCAAACGAUCGUGGCCGGAGUUUCUAAGACUGUCGGAGGUAUUGACGCGGAAGGGAUUACUGCAGGUGUUGAUACUUUCUUCCUCAUUUUUGCGGGUGCCUUGGUCUUCAUGAUGCAGGCCGGGUUCGCCAUGCUUUGUGCUGGAUCCGUCCGUCAAAAGAAUGUAAAGAAUAUUAUGCUCAAGAACUUGUUGGAUGCCUGUGGUGGUGCUAUUGGCUUCUACACCGUUGGUUUCGGCUUCGCUUAUGGCGGUGACGACACCACCGACAAGACCUUCAUUGGCAACAGCUACUUCGCGCUCCGUGAUUACACAAAUUAUGCAGGUUUCUUCUUCCAGUUUGCGUUUGCUGCCACUGCCGCCACGAUUGUUGCCGGUACAGUUGCUGAGCGAUGCAAGAUGUCGGCAUACCUUUGCUACUCUCUCUUUCUUACGGGUUUCGUCUAUCCCGUCGUUGUACGCUCUGUCUGGAGCUCCAACGGGUUCUUGUCAGCCUUCAGUGCCGACCCCUUCCAAGGAGUUGGAACCGUUGACUUUGCCGGAUCAGGUGUGGUGCACAUGACUGGAGGACUCACCGCCUUGAUUGCUGCCAUUGUUCUUGGACCGCGUAAGGGUCGGUUCUACGAUGAGGAUGGCAACCCUCUGGAGACGCCCGCCAGCUUCCCAGCCCACUCUGUAGCCCUCCAGAUCCUCGGAACUUUCAUCUUGUGGUUCGGAUGGUACGGAUUCAACCCUGGUUCAGCCCUGAAGAUUGCUAACGCCGAUUCGGCCGCAACCGCCGCUUUGUGUGCCGUCACCACCACUAUGGCCGCCGCUGCCGGUUGUGUUUCCGCCAUGUUCACUGACUCGAUCAUUGACGGCAUGGCGACCGGUGAAACUACGUACGAUCUGACCAUGGCCAUGAAUGGAUGCCUUGCUGGUCUCGUUGCCGUCACUGCUGGUACAUCUGUCGUCACCCCAUGGGCCGCAAUCAUUAUUGGAGUCGUUGGAGGUUGGGUCUACAUUGGUAUGUCCAAGCUUUUGAUCAAGCUCAAGAUUGAUGACGCUGUCGAUGCCAUCCCUGUCCAUUUCGCCAAUGGUUUCUGGGGUGUCCUAGCCACCGGCCUUUUCGCCAACGGUGGAUUGAUGGCAACCGCUGGGUACAACUCGGAACACGAGGGCUGGUUCUACGAAUGGGGAAGUGGCUCCGGAGAUGGAAGUCUUCUCAUCUGCCAGCUUGCUUGCCUCGCCUGGAUUAUUGGAUGGGUCACCACCAUUAUGACGCCCUUUUUUAUCCUUUUGAACAUGGCCGGUAUGUUCCGUGUGGACCCGCUUGAGGAAGAAGUUGGUCUUGAUAUUUCCCAUCACCGUGGAUCUGCUUACGAUCUUUCGGGACCCAGCAAGGACCAUGUUGACGAGCUCAUGGAAAUUCGUGCCUCGAAGCACGGCAAGGUUGAGGUUCCAAAGGAGGUUGCGCAGGCUGCUGAUGACGCCGCCGAAGAGACUGCUUAAACGGUUUAAUUGCUGCUCGUGUGGGCUUUCAGCCCAUCUGAUUCAUGUUUAUAUCGUUUCUUUGGUGUAGCGGCUUUGAAUUUUUGGUUUUGGGAUAGACGAUGGGACAGUUUUAGUUUGUUUUUCCAGGUUUUUGAUCAUAUGUCUAUUUCUCCCCUAAACAGUAUUUAAAGUCCGGUUUGUCGAUACCUU
Molecule: messenger RNA, 1813 nt
Organism: Phaeodactylum tricornutum CCAP 1055/1
Lineage: Eukaryota; Bacillariophyta; Bacillariophyceae; Surirellales; Neidiaceae
Exons: 3
Coding region: 56-1621 (521 amino acids)
Biological process (GO): ammonium homeostasis; ammonium transmembrane transport
Cellular component (GO): membrane
Molecular function (GO): ammonium channel activity
Source: RefSeq, a predicted model, not a curated record